AUGCCGUCGUCAAUCAAAAGCAUCGGCGUCGUCGGAGCCGGCAACAUGGGUUCCAUGAUGACCCUCCGCUUUGCCGAGCUGGGUCUUGCCGUCUCUGUCUGGGACAUUGAAAAGAAGAAUGUCGAUCAAGUUGUUGACCAUGCCACAAACGACAAAGGAAUCAAAGGCCGAGUUCAAGGAUUCUACAACAUCAAUGACUUCGCCAAGAGUCUUGAAGGAAAGUCUGAUCGAAAGUUAUUCAUGUUCUCCAUCACACACGGCGAGCCCGCGGACGAAGUCCUGCGGAUGAUCAAACCCGAUCUCAAGAAGGGAGACAUUAUUCUUGAUGGCGGAAACGAGAACUAUCGGAACACCGAGCGCAGACAGAAAGAAUGCGCUGCCAUUGGCGUUAGUUGGAUUGGCAUGGGUGUUUCCGGGGGAUAUCAAUCCGCACGACGAGGUCCAAGUCUGUCGCCUGGUGGUGACGCCAAAGCCCUGCAGCUUGUCAUGCCUUUCCUAGAAUCAUAUGCUGCGAAGGACCCGAAGAGCGGAACCCCGUGUGUGAAACGCAUGGGACCAGGUGGCUCGGGCCAUUUCAUCAAAAUGGUCCACAAUGGUAUCGAGGGUGGAAUGCUAUCAGUUCUUGCCGAAGCCUGGCAAUACAUGCACGAUGGCCUGGGCAUGGAGCAUUCCAAAAUCGGCGACGUUUUCCAAAAAUGGAACGAGGCUGGCGAGUUACGUAGUAACUUCCUCAUCCAUAUUGGCGAGAAGAUCCUUCACACGCGGAGAACACCAGAGGGUGAUCAUAAGGGCGAGGGAGCCAGCCGAGACGGUGGAUAUGUGCUGGACGAUGUGCUUGACAAGGUUGUCCAAGAUGAUGAUAACACCGAGGGAACUCCACUCUGGUGCCUCAUGGAGUCUGCCUCUCGCCAUGUCUCAUGCCCGACUCUAGCAGCGGCCCAUUACAUGCGUAUUUCGAGCGGAAACCGUCAAGAACGUGUGCGUGCUGCCAAGAAACUUGAAAUGCCCAUGCCAAAACCCAUCGAGGGUACUCGGGAUUACAAGGAAAUCAUCGAGAGCCUACGCCAAGCUGUCUACUGCUCUUUCCUUGCAUCAUUCUGUCAGGGAUUGGAGCUAAUUUCCCGCGCUUCGAUAGACGAAGGUUGGAAUGUCAACUUGGGUGAUUGUCUGCAGAUCUGGCGUGCUGGGUGCAUUAUCCAGUCGGAUCACAUCGCUGAUCUCCUGCAGCCACCACUCGCUGCUAACAACGAGCUUACCAAUGCCAAGUUCGUUGACUCGGUCGCACAUGAGCUUCACAAAAGCUUCCAGGGUCUCAAGGAGAUCGUCAUGGAGGGCACAAUGUCUGAUCAAUACAUUCCUGCGCUCUCGGCGACCCUGGAAUAUCUGAAGUAUGAAGGCGGGCUAGGAUUGCCAACUAAAUUCAUGGAGGCGCAGAUGGAUUACUUUGGUGCUCACAAUUAUAACAAACCUGGUAUUCCUGGCGAGGAUCCUGGUCCUGUCCACAAGGGCCCUCAUCAUUACGAGUGGCUGCCGGCCUAA
Messenger RNA from Penicillium brevicompactum, 1539 nucleotides. RefSeq names its product 6-phosphogluconate dehydrogenase, decarboxylating. Gene Ontology annotation, biological process: pentose-phosphate shunt, oxidative branch; pentose-phosphate shunt. NCBI's taxonomy places the organism in Eukaryota, Fungi, Ascomycota, Eurotiomycetes, Eurotiales, Aspergillaceae. Gene Ontology annotation, molecular function: NADP binding; phosphogluconate dehydrogenase (decarboxylating) activity. Bases 1 to 1539 code for a protein of 512 amino acids. The transcript has a single exon. The record is from RefSeq and is a predicted model, not a curated record. Gene Ontology annotation, cellular component: cytosol.